Linum tenue is the source of this 844-nucleotide messenger RNA. The record is from the annotation of a GenBank genome assembly. Lineage: Eukaryota; Viridiplantae; Streptophyta; Magnoliopsida; Malpighiales; Linaceae.
CAGAAAAUUUGGGGGAACCGACUCCGGCGUAGAUUUUAGGCUAAUCGCUUCUUACCAACGGUAAUAAUUUGCCGACCGACUCGCCGUGAUGGUCUCUCUAUAAAUUAGAAAGGUUUCUCGGCAUUUUUUUCCUCUGACAGAGACGAGAAGCGUCCGACUUUAAGGUGUCGCCGUCUAGUAGAGUUAGGGUUCCGGUUGCGAUGGAUGUCGGCGAACAACCCUUGAUGGUGUCCGAGGUUUGCGGAUGGUUAACUGGUACACAUUAAGUCAUCUUCUCCUUGUCGCCUCCCCUUCUUUUCCAUUUUGCUGGGUCCAUGUGGGUUUAGUUUCACGUUUCCUUCUUGGUCAGGCUAGUUCCCUUAUUUGUCCCGUGAUCUCUGUUGAUCUUUGAUGAAAUAGGCUUAGUGGGUUGAAAAGGGUCAUAAUCUCUCUCACUUUGUUGCUUCAUGAUGGUAACUUUUGCUAGUUCUUUGAUGCAAAAUUUUGUUUGCUACGUUCUUGUCAGAUUUCCAAGUUCUGCGUUAUCGAAGUUGGUUCCAGAAUCACAAAAAUUGGUAUCGCUUCAAACAAGUCGGGUUGUUAUUGCCUUUCAGGCUAGUCUGUGUUUGAAGUUAUGGAAUGCAAAUGGUGCUUCUGUGAUUUUGUUUUGUGCAGCGCAUGGUGAUGGUGCUCUGGAAUCUGGAUUUAGUUUAGGGGUUGUUUCUCCACUUUCCUGCUUGUUAAGUCUAGUUCUAGAUGGAUCUCUCAUUAGCCUGAGCAUCGACCUGUUUUAAUUUUAGUUUGAGUCCGUUUACUUCUAUGUAAUUCUGAAACACAGAUGCCCUUUCGAGAUUAUGUUGGUGUU